AUGAAGUACCAACGCUAUUUAGAAAAGAUAUACUACGAUCCUGCUCACCCGGCUUCGUAUUCCGGCUUAGACAAACUCUACAGAAGCGUUAAAAAGGAUGGAAAAUUUGUUCUGGACAGAGCCAAAAUUAGGAAAUGGUUGAUGAAACAGGAGACAUAUACUCUUCAUAAAGGCGUGAUUCGAAAAUUCAAACGUCAGAAGAUCGUAGUUCCGUAUAUAGACUAUAUGUGGGAGGCUGACACCGGAUAUAUGAACACCUAUGUCAAUGAUAACGACGGCAUUAGCUAUUUUCUACUCAUCAUCGACGGAUUUUCUAAGUUUGUAUGGACAUUUCCCGUACGCAGAGUACGCGGCGAGGAGGUGUUGAAGGCCUUUAAGACGAUCCAAAACCGCCGUUGCGAGAAACUUAGAACGGACUCCGGAUCUGAGUUUAAGAGUAAACUCUUCCAAAAGUGGUUAAAGUCUCAGGGCAUCCAGCACUUUUACUCCCUCAACGAGAGCAAAUGCGCCUUUGCCGAACGGGCGUUGAAGUCCAUCAAGUCCAGGAUCGCUCGUUACAUGACCAGGUAUCAGACUCAUCGUUGGAUCGAUAUUUUAUCUAAAGUAACAGACAGUUACAACAACACGUACCACAGGAGUAUAAAGAGGAGUCCGGCGAGUGUGACCAAGAGCAACGAAGCGGAACUUUGGAAUACUAGCUAUAAUCAACUAAGGAAAGGGAAAAGGGACGUCCGUGUAGUCAGCAGCUCCGCAUAUCGGUUCAAAACUGGGGAUACUGUACGCUUGUCCCAUUUAAAAAGGCCAUUUCAGCGAGAAUACGACGAAAGAUGGACCAUGGAGUAUUUCAUCGUUGCUGAGAGAGGCAAAAAGGCCGGAAUUCCGUUUUACAAAUUGAAAGACCUGCAGGGCGAUGAGAUAAAAGGCAGUUUCUACUCUAACGAGUUGACAAAAAUUAUAGUGGACAAAACGACGACAUUCAGAUUAGAGAAGGUUUUGAAGAGAUCUGGCAAUAGAGUGCUGGUGAAGUGGAUGGGAUGGAGCGAUAAGUACAACAGCUGGAUACAUAAAAGUAAAGUGACGAGCUACAAAAAGCGUAAGAACGGACGUGUGAGUCAGCAUAUCCAAACAUGA
This is a messenger RNA of Mercenaria mercenaria, 1131 nucleotides long. RefSeq lists its product as uncharacterized. NCBI's taxonomy places the organism in Eukaryota, Metazoa, Mollusca, Bivalvia, Venerida, Veneridae. The transcript has a single exon. Gene Ontology annotation, biological process: DNA integration. The record is from RefSeq and is a predicted model, not a curated record. Gene Ontology annotation, molecular function: nucleic acid binding. Bases 1 to 1131 code for a protein of 376 amino acids.